This is a messenger RNA of Dovyalis caffra, 489 nucleotides long. NCBI's taxonomy places the organism in Eukaryota, Viridiplantae, Streptophyta, Magnoliopsida, Malpighiales, Salicaceae. The record is from the annotation of a GenBank genome assembly.
AUGUCUCUGACUCAAUUAUCUUUCCUCCCUUUCUUUCUCUCCCUCAUCUUCCUCCUCUCCUCCAUCACCACAACCACCUCUACUUUGCAAAACCUCCUCCAAAGCCAGGGCUUACCAGGUGGGCUCUUUCCAAACAAUGUCAAGUCCUAUAAUCUUGACGAAAAUGGUCUCUUAGAGGUGCAGUUAGAGGGUCCAUGCAUGACUAAGUAUGAGACAAGAGUGGUGUUUGACAGUGUCGUUAGAGCUAAUCUUAGUUAUGGUGGGCUUAUGGGGUUGGAAGGGCUUAUUCAAGAAGAGCUUUUUCUUUGGUUUCCAGUUAAAGGUUUUGAAGUCAAUGAUCCAUCUUCUGGGUUGAUCUCGGUUGAUAUUGGUCUUGCUCAUAAGCAGCUCUCUCGCUCUGUCUUUGAAGUUCCUCCUGUUUGCAAACCUCAAGGCUCUGAUCUGUUGGAGAAUUUUGGAAGGAAGAUGGGAUUUCAGGUUCAAAGAUGA